Molecule: messenger RNA, 1531 nt
Organism: Austrofundulus limnaeus
Lineage: Eukaryota; Metazoa; Chordata; Actinopteri; Cyprinodontiformes; Rivulidae
Product: zgc:171566
Biological process (GO): tetrahydrofolylpolyglutamate metabolic process
Cellular component (GO): vacuole
Molecular function (GO): gamma-glutamyl-peptidase activity
Source: RefSeq, a predicted model, not a curated record
GCGUGUUGGCGCAGGAGAAGCUCCCAGGAGACCAGUUCGCUCGAGGCUUUUCUUACAUCGCCGCCUCCUACGUCAAGUUCCUGGAGAGCGGAGGAGCUCGAGUUGUUCCCAUCAGAAUCAACCGGACAGAAGAAGAGUACACCAAAUUAUUCUACAAAAUAAACGGGUUGUUGCUGCCUGGAGGAGACGUGGACAUUAAGACGUCACAGUUCAGUCGAGCAGCCAGGAUCUUCUACAACCUGGCUCUGAGGGCCAACAAUGCUGGAGACUACUUCCCCGUGUGGGGGACCUGUCAGGGGUUCCAGCAGCUCUCUGUCCUCACAGCCAGGAAAAACCUGCUGACCCAGACCAGAACCAAGGCUGUGGCUCUGCCCCUGACGCUCACACCAGCGGCUCAGUCCAGUCGUCUGUUCCGGAGUUUCCCCAAAGACCUGCUGCGGUCUCUGGCUGAAGAAAACAUCACGUCUAACUUCCACAGAUGGAGUCUGUCAGUGCAGCCUUUCGUUACCCGUUUUACGCCGUGCAGUGGCAUCCAGAGAAAGGUCCGUUUGAGUGGAUCGACAAGCCGGGCAUGGUUCACUCUGUCUCUGCUGUCAGAACCAGCUUCUACACGGCCAGCUUCUUCGUCUCUGAAGCCAUGAAGAGCCAGCACCGCUUCUCCAGUCCUGCCGAAGAAGAAGAAGCUCUUAUUUACAACCACCAGCCCGUCUACAGAGGCACGACGGCUGUCUUUGUGCAGAACUAUUACUUUGACUGAUGAGCAGAGACCAGGAAGAAACAGACGAGGGCCGCUGUCGUCACAACGUCUUUCUGUUAAACAUUACAGUCCAAACUCAGUGUCAGCAGCCGGAGCAGCACGAGACGGAAAGAAAUUAUAAAAACAAAAACACAAAUAAUCUCAACAAGAACAGAUCAAACUAAACAUAAAGAAGACUGAAUGUUUAAUUAACACAUCAGCAACCUCCUCUAUAAAAUGACACUUUUAGGAUCUUUACCUGAGCUUGUGUGGCUUCGUUGAUAAUAGUCAGUAUCUUACCUGCAGCAGACAGCAGUUAUCGUGAUCAUUUCAUAAAACGUUAAAUUAGAGGAACGCCCAUUAAAGAGCUCAUUUCCAACGUUACACAAAACCAAAUGUUUUAAAGUGCUUGAGAGAAUGAUUCACGUUUUUUUAACCUUCGCACUUUUGUUUAUUUCAUAAACAUUUACUCAGCUGUAAUAACCCUGAGCCAUGACUCGGUUUUACAGGAUGAUAAUCUCACUCUUCACAACCUAAAAGAGAGAUUAGAACUUUACCCAAUCGCAGAAAAUUACAACAGCAGUUCUGUUGCUGCUACGCCUUUUUUAUUGAGCAAAUAAAGUUUCUUGUUAAGUUUUGUUAAACAGAGCUCUUCAUUUAACUGGUUCAACUAUUUAAUUAUACAGUUUUAGUUUUUUCUGAAACAAAUCUAAAAGAUUUUGUUCAUCUUUAUGUUCCUGGGAGAAAAGUUUUGAGGAGAUUAUUUGUCUGAAGUAAACAUUUUGAGAAAGUUUA